AUGAAAUUUUUUAUUGUUUUCUUGUGUUUUGCUACAGUAACCGCCCUGUACGACCAUGGGCCAGCUGAACGCUUCUGGGACCUACUGAAAGGACUACAAGGUGAGAAGCUACAACAAGUCAAGGAAAUAGUCUACGAUCCUGACCUCACUAAACGACAGACACUCGAAAUGAUGGAUGAUUGGGUCGAGAAUCAGUCACCACAGAUUCAGGUAGGGUAAAAUACGACAUAUUCCGAUUAAUAGUAAAUUUGAAAAUUUUAAAUUUUUUUAAGGUCUAAGACAAGUAAACACUAUUAUCUACAAUAUUUAUUAAAGUAAUACUAAUAAAGCCAAGUACUUUUCAUUUUACAAGCAUUUUAUAUUGACAUAGACAACAAAAUUCUGAUAUUGAGGUAGAGGUCCGGAAAUGAGUUAGUAGUCCAUAUUAAUGUCGGUGGAUCUAAACAAUUUUUGGAGUAAUGAAAGACAAAAUGAUAAGCUAUAUUUACUGCAAUUUUGAUUCACUUUAACUUAAAACGGCAAAAGUUAUGGCAAUCACAAAUAACUUCAGCCAAAAAAUUACUAUUUUUAGUAAUUUUCAACUUUUUUUGAUGAUUUUGACACAAAAAGUGAUAAAAAAGUAAAAUACAGAUAUCAAAGAUAAUAUUGAUACAUCAAAAAAUCUUUUCUACUUUAUAUUAAUAUAAGUUUUGCCAAAAUGACCCCAUUAAAAGACGCAAAAAACAAUUUCCGACCAGCCGGAUUCGAACCAGCGACCUAAGGAUUACCGCUUGAACUACAGUCCUCCGCUCUACCAACUGAGCUAUGGUCGGCCCGUUCGUUCCCGCUUACGAAUGGGAUCAAAUUGCUUCGCAAACCUAUAUUAAUAUUGUUUCUUAUCAAAAUUAAGGUUUUAAAAUGAAUUUUGAUUAAAAAUAUAAUCAAAAAUGAAUUUCAAAGUAGAUUUUGGCAUAAAAAUCAAGUUUAUGUUUUAGGCCCUUUACAAACAAUCAAUGGACAACUUUGAACAAAGAGAUCACGCCAGAAACGCUCAGCUGGAUAGAAAAGCUGAACAUUUAAGUGUUGCUGGACGAGAACUUGAAGCUGAGAUCAGGGUAUGUCAAACUUUUCCAAAAAUUUUGAAAAAACUUUUAAAUUCAAAAAAAUCGCCAAAAAACCAUGCAAAAUAGCUGUUUUUAAGCCUAAACGACCGACGUCAGCCCACUGUAUUUUACCAAAUCAAAAGCCCGUAUAUUAAUCCUCGUUUAAUUCCCUAUGAUCUAUAUUUCAACAAGUUUCCAAUUUAAAAUCAACCGAUUCCAGGCGAUCUACGACAACUUAGACCUCACGGAUCGUCAUACCUGUGAAUCCGUUGCUGAAGUCGUGUCGAUGAGUGCUCAUGUACUUCAAAAAGAAUUGGGAAUAAGUCCACCACCUUGUGAUGAAGUCUUCAAAACCCUCCACAAACACUAA
Messenger RNA from Bursaphelenchus okinawaensis, 1452 nucleotides. Lineage: Eukaryota; Metazoa; Nematoda; Chromadorea; Rhabditida; Aphelenchoididae. The record is from the annotation of a GenBank genome assembly.